UAUCUCGUUAAAGUUGCAUCGCACAUGGGUUUGCUUGCGAAAGGCGCGCUUGGCGCGGUGCUUUUGACUUCCGCUUAUCUUUACUUCAAAAUUAGUAAGGUACCGCCUGUGCCACACCUGGAGGAUACGUGGUGGGGUCCGGGCAAACCGACGAAAGAGGAUAUCGCCGUGAAGCCGUUCAAAAUAAACGUACCAAUCGAGGUGAUAAAAGACCUCCGCCAUAGGUUGGAGAUUUCGCCACCCUUCCAGACCCCGCUGGAGGGCGCGAACCAAAACUACGGCAUCAACGCCAAACUCCUGCAAACCGUGGUCGACUAUUGGAAAUCGAAGUACGACUGGCCUAAGCGCGAGGAGUUCCUUAAUCAAUACCCCCAAUACCAAACGAAAAUCCAGGGGCUCAACAUACAUUUUAUCCACGUCAAACCCCGAAACGCGAAAGGGUUGAAAGUAUUGCCGAUGCUGAUGGUCCACGGCUGGCCCGGAUCGAUCAGGGAAUUCUACGAGAUUAUUCCGCUUCUAACCGAACCUCAACCAGGUAGGAACUACGUGUUUGAAUUGGUCAUCCCCUCUUUGCCUGGUUACGGAUUUUCCGAUGGCGCGGCAAGGCCGGGCUUGGCAACAGCUCAGAUGGCUCAUAUUUUCAAGAGACUCAUGGAGCGUCUCAAUUUCGACAAAUACUAUCUGCAAGGAGGCGAUUGGGGGUCUUUGGUGACGCAAAACUUGGCGGCAUUAUAUCCCGACAACGUGAUCGGCGUCCACGGAAACACGUGCUUCGUGAACAGCCCUAGAUAUCACUUUAUUUUGGCGUUGGGGUCGUACUUCCCGUCGCUCGUAUUCGAAAACGAAGCGGAAAAGUUUAAAAAUUCCCCUUAUUCCAAAACCAUUAGGUUUAUGAUCGAAGAAAGUGGUUACUUGCAUAUACAGGCAACCAAACCAGACACCGUAGGUGUGGGUCUAAGAGAGAGUCCCGCCGGUUUAGCAGCCUAUAUCCUCGAAAAAUUCAUUACCUGGACGAACCCGACGUGGAAGAACUUGCCAGACGGCGGCCUUACAAGAAAAUUCACCUUGGAUCAGUUGCUAGACAAUGUUAUGAUCUACUGGGUCACAAAGUCCAUUACCACAUCGGCUAGGUUGUACGCGGAAAAUUUUGCGUCCAACAAUACGGCCCUGCAGAUCGACGAGAUUCCCAUCAAGGUACCAACCGGAUGCGCUAGAUUCGCGUACGAGCUGCUGUACCCCCCGAGGAAGGCUAUGGGAGGAAGGUUCCCCAACCUCGUCCACCUGACCGACUACGAAGACGGGGGUCACUUUGCUGCUUUCGAAAUACCCUCGAUCCUAGCAGAAGACAUUUACCAGUUCGUGGACAAGGUCGAACGGUUAAAGAUUGGAAAACAGGAGCUGUGACAUCGUGGAUAAGACUGAUUCGUUGUACAAUACAAUAAAGAAUAAGAAAAUAAGAA
This is a messenger RNA of Cylas formicarius (sweet potato weevil), 1460 nucleotides long. RefSeq names its product juvenile hormone epoxide hydrolase 1-like. Lineage: Eukaryota; Metazoa; Arthropoda; Insecta; Coleoptera; Brentidae. Gene Ontology annotation, biological process: epoxide metabolic process. The transcript has 5 exons. The record is from RefSeq and is a predicted model, not a curated record. Gene Ontology annotation, molecular function: epoxide hydrolase activity. Bases 25 to 1404 code for a protein of 459 amino acids.